AUGUGGGGUGUAAUCUAUAAUAUUCUUCAUCGCACCCCCUUCAAGCAACUUCCUUUCUGUUGCUGCGCGCUUACAUUUACUCCGCUUGAAUAUCCGGUGUGCACAACUGAUGGGAGUAUUUUCGAUGUUAAUGUCAGUUACUGUAAGCCAUCACAAGUGAACAUAAUCCCGUAUAAUAAAUAUGGGUAACACCCCAUCACUGGAGCUCCCCUCAAUAUCAUUCCACUAACUUUCAACAAGAAUUCUGAAGGUUUGUCUUUGGAAGGUUUUUGUCGUCGCACACUCUCUCUCACUUUCACUGCAUUAAAGCACGUUGAGUUGCACCGGGAAUAAAAAAUGGUUUCACCCCAACUUUAUAGUGUGUGUUUGGAUUGUGGUUGGUCAAACUAGAGUUUGAAUAAAAGUGAUUUUAUAGAA
Arachis ipaensis is the source of this 417-nucleotide messenger RNA. The record is from RefSeq and is a predicted model, not a curated record. Lineage: Eukaryota; Viridiplantae; Streptophyta; Magnoliopsida; Fabales; Fabaceae.